GACUGGACGAAGCUUUGUAGUCGUAGGCGAGACGGUGCCAUCUGCCAUCUCCCAUGGUCGGUCGCCUUUCCUCGGUGGCUCGUCCCAACCGGCUGCUUUGAGCGGAACGAUCCGUUCUCCUACUCCAAGACUACAAUCCGGAAGAGAUAAGACAUUCUGUUUGGGGAUAUUGAAAUUGUUGCAAGCCAGAUUCGUUGUGGUUGUGCUUUUCUGUAGCUUGAGUAUCCAAAAAUCCAGCAUUGAAUUUCUGGCUCUGAACCUGAUUCUGCCUCGUCUGAAACAGAUCCACAAUGAAGAUAACCUGGGGUAAGAAUGCCAAAAUGAAGAGGCAGCCAGUGCUAGUGUCAACUAAACCAGGUCUACCAUUUGGAGUGGACAGCGAUACCGAUGAGGCUGACAAGGAGGAAACAGCAGGGGCUAGCACAAACUGUCCUGGAACAAAGCCACUUGGCACAGCUGAAUCGCUCCAGCGUCAAGGAGACAAGCUAGCUGAGGAAGGAAAGUACCAUGAAGCACUUAGUAGGUGGGAGGCUGCACUUACCUUGGCAUCUGACAAUGCAAUACUUCACGAACAGAAAGCUCAGGUUUUACUUGAAGUGGGAGAUGCAUGGCAUGCACUGACAGCAGCAACCAGAGCAACAGAGCUGGAUCCUCUAUGGCCCGAGGCUUGGGUCACACUUGGCAGAGCACAGUUAAAUUUUGGGGAACCAGAUUCAGCUAUACUAUCAUUUGACAAGGCACUAGUAAUUAAGCCCGACCAUGAUGGUGCGAAAGCUGACCGCGAAACUGCAGUCCGUCUUGUCAAGAAACGAGGGCAGCUGCACUCAUCAGGUCUAAGCACCAACAAAAGGAGGUUCACGGUGGGAGAGAACUCAGUUAAGGGCGCCGAGGGUAAAGAGAAGGCGGAUGAAACAGCGGUACAGUCUGGUUAGCCUGCUACAUGUUGGCUUUCUAUCAUCCUGGGGCUAGUGCUUUAGAGUAGAACUGGCUAAAAUGAGGGUUAACAUACAAGGAUUUCUGGCCUCUGCCUCAUAUUUUCGCAUAUCAGGAUUCUGAGUUGGGUUCUGUUGAAAUUUUGUGCCGCUCUGUGGAACUUUGUUAGAGCCUUAAGAGGUAUGCUGUAGGGGUUUAGACGUUUAUUAUUAUGAAGCUAUGUGGUUGAUUGUGAAUAUAUACGGGUAGAUAGUGUCCGGCACAAUGCUAUUGUCAUGGUACAAAGUGUACAACAAUAUAACCGACUGUUAAACUUGGUACCAAUCCCUCGGUUCCGUUUGUAA
Messenger RNA from Panicum virgatum (switchgrass), 1277 nucleotides. Its product is annotated as tetratricopeptide repeat protein 33-like. Gene Ontology annotation, molecular function: protein binding. NCBI's taxonomy places the organism in Eukaryota, Viridiplantae, Streptophyta, Magnoliopsida, Poales, Poaceae. Bases 291 to 932 code for a protein of 213 amino acids. The transcript is spliced from 6 exons. The record is from RefSeq and is a predicted model, not a curated record.